AUGAACAUGUUGGACGUAGAAGACGACAGCUUUCAUGUCACACGUGAAGGCUACUCCCAUCUGAGUGACUCGGAAUGGGAGAUAGUCGGCCGCAUGAGUGUGCUCAUGGGCGAACCCGCUAUCAGUGGUAUGUUGGAGUCUCUAAGCAGAGACCAGCAACAUGCUGCUAUCAACAAGAAUCUACAAGGGGGACUUGCCGUCGAAAGACAGAAGAUAGCCUCGAUACAGCAGCAGGGCUCUCAUCAGUCGAUGGGUGGGCCGACGCACACGCAUCGACCCGAAACCUUGAAGAUUGAUAUCACAAGGUACAAGGGAACCGAUGAAGAGUCCCUUUUGGGAUGGUUUGUCGAAUUAGAUGACGCCAUCAGGGCCCGUCACAUCGAGGGUGACGAGAUGCAAGUCACCUUCGCCCUGUCAAAUUUGACAGGACGAGCAAAGACUUGGGCCUAA
This is a messenger RNA of Peronospora matthiolae, 450 nucleotides long. NCBI's taxonomy places the organism in Eukaryota, Oomycota, Peronosporomycetes, Peronosporales, Peronosporaceae. The record is from the annotation of a GenBank genome assembly.